AUGGAAGGAAACACUAGAGCACGAAGCUGUGCCUCUGGGGCUGCCCAGAACCAGGGAUGGAGCAGAGCUGCCUACAGCUUGGCACAAGACCUCUGGGGCUGCCCAGAACCAGGGAUGGAGCAGAGCUGCCUACAGCUUGGCACAAGACCUCUGGGGCUGCCCAGAACCAGGGAUGGAGCAGAGCUGCCUACAGCUUGGCACAAGACCUCUGGGGCUGCCCAGAACCAGGGAUGGAGCAGAGCUGCCUACAGCUUGGCACAAGACCUCUGGGGCCCCAGACAGGGGCAGAGACACGGCUUCACGCCUGCCUGUCCUCCUGCCCAGAAUGGAGUUACUGACCAUAGGUCACAGGGCAAAGACCUCGGCCUGUAUUUUCAGAAAGCUCUCAACUCUCCACGCCCAGCUCUCAACUCUUCACGCCCAGCUCUCAACUCUUCACGCCCAGCUCUCAACUCUCCACGCCCAGCUCUCAACUCUCCACGCCCAGCCCUCAACUCUCCACGCCCAGCUCUCAACUCUCAACUCUCCACGCCAACCUCUCAACUCUCCACGCCCAGCUCUCAAAUCUCCAUGCCCAGCUCUCAACUCUCCACGCCCAGCUCUCAACUCUCAACACCCAGCUCUCAACUCUCCACGCCCAGCUCUCAACUCUCCACGCCCAGCUCUCAACUCUCCAUGCCCAGCUCUCAACUCUCCACGCCCAGCUUUCAACUCUCCACGCCCAGCUCUCAACUCUCCACGCCCAGCCCUCAACUCUCCACGCCCAGCUCUCAACUCAACUCCCAGCGAACCUUUUAG
Messenger RNA from Oncorhynchus gorbuscha (pink salmon), 798 nucleotides. RefSeq names its product putative protein TPRXL. Bases 1 to 798 code for a protein of 265 amino acids. The record is from RefSeq and is a predicted model, not a curated record. NCBI's taxonomy places the organism in Eukaryota, Metazoa, Chordata, Actinopteri, Salmoniformes, Salmonidae. The transcript has 3 exons.